Molecule: messenger RNA, 585 nt
Organism: Ambispora leptoticha
Lineage: Eukaryota; Fungi; Glomeromycota; Glomeromycetes; Archaeosporales; Ambisporaceae
Source: the annotation of a GenBank genome assembly
AUGGCAGUUCAUCCAAUAUCACAAACAGCUGCUCAUAUCUUGAAAAGCUCAAAAAGACUGGUGCUUAAACUUAAUCGAAAAGGUGAAAUACAUUUAUUUGGUAAAUGUGGCGUAUCACGUGAUGAAAAAAAGGCCUUUGAAUAUUUUAAACGUGCAACUUCGAUGAACCAUACACAAGCACAAGGUGUGCUAGCUUUUUGUUAUGAGUUUGGUCUAGGCGUGGAAAAGAACUUUAAACAGGCAGAGUUACAUUAUAUUUCUGCAGCUGAAAGUGGUAAUGGGUUAGCACAGGCAAGACUUGCUUUCUUGAGAAAAUACGGUCGACCUUCAGUACGAAUUGAUCGUUCAGAAGCUGAUAUGUGGCAACAAAAAGUAAAAGAACAAGGAAAAACUAAUGCACUCGAGAAAGGAAUUGGUUGUGAAGUUGAUUUGCAAGCAGCUACAACCUGGUUUGAGAAAGCUGCAAGCUCUGGAUGUAGAACAAGCUGUGAACGACUGAAGCGUUUAUUAAUGAAGGAAUGCUUGGGUCAGGAUGACCACAUUGCGAGUCAAUAUAUUUUUGGUUAUUACGCAGCAGCAGCAUGA